UCGCUCGCAGCCAGCCGCCUCGGGUCGCGAUGUCUCCGUGAGAAAACCGGGCGCGUGGAAAGUUGUGUUAAAUGUUUGAAAUUACAACGCGCGCGCCGAGAAGGGACUCCGCUCCUCGUGCGCGCGACAGCCUCCGCCGAGCGACGGCCGAAGUAGUCCGAGCCGGGACGCAGAGAAACUCUUCUCUGUGACGCUUCAAGACAAACUCCGUCAAAGUGGCUCACGUUCUCGCCAACCACCCCGGCGCGACGGCUGCUGUUCAGCCCGCCUGGAGGACUGUGAGCAGCAGCAGCAGCAGCAGCAGCAGCAAGAGGAUGGCAUCAGAGCUGGCAAUGAGCAACUCCGACCUGCCCACCAGUCCCCUGGCCAUGGAAUAUGUUAAUGACUUCGAUCUGAUGAAGUUUGAAGUGAAAAAGGAGCCGGUGGAGCCCGAUCGCACCAUCAGCCAGUGCAGCCGCCUCAUCGCCGGGGGAUCCUUGUCUUCCACGCCGAUGAGCACGCCCUGCAGCUCUGUGCCCCCCUCCCCGAGCUUCUCGGCGCCCAGUCCGGGCUCGGGGAGCGAGCAGAAGACACACAUAGAGGACUUCUACUGGAUGUCCGGUUACCAACAGCAGCUCAACCCAGAAGCGCUGGGCUUCAGCCCCGAGGACGCGGUCGAGGCGCUCAUCAACAGCAGCCACCAGCUCCAGUCGUUCGAUGGCUACGCCAGAGGCCAGCAGUUCCCAGGCGCAGCCGGCCCGGGAGGCGCCAUGGCCGGGGAGGAGAUGGGCUCCGCCGCGGCGGUAGUGUCGGCGGUCAUCGCUGCGGCCGCCGCUCAGAACGGGGCUCAGCACCACCACCACCAUCACCACCACAACCACAGCGGGGCCGGGGGAGGAGGAGGGGGCAGCGGAGGCGGAGGUGGCGGUGGCGGUCACCACCACCACCAGGCGCCGGGCAUCCAGUCCAACGGCGUCUCCGGGACAAAUCACCACCCGCACAUGCGCCUGGACGACCGCUUUUCAGACGAUCAGCUGGUCACAAUGUCCGUGCGGGAGCUCAACCGGCAGCUGCGGGGGGUCAGCAAGGAAGAAGUGAUCCGGCUCAAGCAGAAGAGGAGGACCCUCAAGAACCGAGGCUACGCGCAGUCGUGUCGCUUCAAGCGCGUCCAGCAGCGGCACGUCCUGGAGGGCGAGAAGACGCAACUGGUGCAGCAAGUGGAGCACCUCAAGCAGGAGAUCUCCAGGCUGGUCCGGGAGAGGGACGCGUACAAAGAAAAGUAUGAGAAGCUCAUCGGCAACGGCUUCAGAGAAAGUGGCUCCAGCAGCGACAACAACCCUUCAUCUCCGGAGUUUUUCAUGUCAUCCAGAAAAUUCCUCCAUCUGUGAUUUCAAGCCCCAUUCCUCCGCGCCCUUGGCUCCCUCAGACAACUCUACAACUGAGCUGUUCGGACAUCAGAACGGCUGGCCAAUAGCAUGAAGACACCAACAAAGCACAACAUUCAAAAACGUCUUCAAUGGGGGGAACGAAAGACAGACCUGCUGAAAUCCCUCAAAACUGCUACUUCUGACUCUUUCCCUGAUAUUUUACCUCCAUUUUUUUCUCUAUAAAACACAAAAAAGGGGAAAAAUAAAAAGACUAAACUCAAGAGACAGUGACAACGGGAGGAUUAUUUUCCCUGCAGCAGUAACUUCACUAAUGCAUGCUUCUGUAAAUAGAUCAUAAUAAAACCGUUCCCACACUUCUGAUGCGGGCCACAUACCAAAUCAUUCUCACCAUCCCAUAAACCUUCACGACUGUGUAUAGUCCUCAUGGCCCACCAUUUUCCACAUGAAGCCACUAUCCUUCUUGUUCCAGACACCAUCUAAUUAUCAUUUCCAGUAUCAUUUCUCUUCAGCUUAUUGGGACUGUUAAAAAGGCAAAAGUGCUUCCAAUAAUCACUGUCCUGGUCUUCCCCCUCCAGUAUCCAUUUUAGUACAUGUAAAUAGAUAUGGAAGAAGACAAACAUGAAACACUAUACACUACAUAGUGUAUCACUGCAGCUCUUCCGUACUAUAGAUCUCAACAUUCAUACAUGGAUAUUUUAGAAAUAUUUUUGUUCUAAUAUAAACAUGCUAAAACACAAUUAUGUGGUUUUAUUAGACGGCAUAAAUAUCUUAGCUAUAGGAAAAGAAAUGCUUGAGACAUUACAAGGCAACACCACAAACUAUAUCUGUAAUAAUGAAGCCGUCGUGAAAAGGAACCGUCUGUGUUUCAAGAGUUGAACAUGGCUUGGAAAAAGUUAAAUUUCUCUUUAUACUGGUAUUAUUCGGCUGUUUCCUUCAUUCAUUACCUUCAUUCAUUGUAAUUUUUCCUGUUGGAGCUGCCCGCCUUCUCCUUUUAGGGGCAACCUUUUGCUUUGCAUGGUUGUCGGUGCUCUACUCCUGACCUAAUAAACGGGAAAGAACACCUCAUCGAUUGCAAUGUAAACUAGGACACCUAUGUCGUCAGUGGACCAUUACGAUAAUCAAAUGGACUGACAGACAAGAUGCCAAACCGGUGGACAGACAACUUCAGUGGAAACGAAAGACAACUUUACAUGGUCAACAUGGAACCGAACACCGCACUUCCACCAUUUUACACCCCCUACCUCUAAGUGAGUGAUCUGCACAGAGGCUUCUAUCACUUUUUUACGACUCCGUCAAUCUGCUUCCCUGCUGCAUGACACGAGGAAAACCUUGCUCUUUGUUGGAUGCUACAGGCAGCCAUUUCACUUGAGGAAACAAAUUGUUCACUUUGACGCUCAGUGAAAUAAGCUAGAACAUGCUAAGAGGUUUGCAACCAA
Messenger RNA from Phycodurus eques (leafy seadragon), 2803 nucleotides. RefSeq names its product MAF bZIP transcription factor a (gene mafa). The transcript has 3 exons. The record is from RefSeq and is a predicted model, not a curated record. Gene Ontology annotation, biological process: regulation of transcription by RNA polymerase II. Gene Ontology annotation, cellular component: nucleus. The coding region runs from base 315 to 1367 and encodes 350 amino acids. NCBI's taxonomy places the organism in Eukaryota, Metazoa, Chordata, Actinopteri, Syngnathiformes, Syngnathidae. Gene Ontology annotation, molecular function: DNA-binding transcription factor activity, RNA polymerase II-specific; RNA polymerase II cis-regulatory region sequence-specific DNA binding.